ACAGAGUAGAGAUAUACUUUAAGGACGUUUGCAGCCAAAAUUGAGAAACAAAGAAACAGAGUAAACCUUGAAACACGUGAUCAAUUUUGUGAGCACAACACACGUGUAGAUUUAUCAAUGAAAAUAAUUAAAGGGAUAAAAAAAGGAAUUAAAUUAAAAGUGGGAAGACAUAAAACAAGAUUGAUAAUACACAAACUAAAAAAGUAUCCUGCUCGCAAGUGUAAAAAGAUGUUUACUCCUAAAAGUUUUGCGCUAAAUAUUGUUGACACUGUGGAUAUUGAGGCGCAGAAUGUUCCUUCGGAAAAAAACAUUCCUCCAGAUGAGAAUGUUAAUUCUUUCGCAGAGAGAACAAGCACACAGCUGAACGCUGAGCAGAAAAAGAAACAAUUAUUCAACAAAGAAACUGCUGACGAAUCGUCCGAUGUUGAAUGUGAUGUUACGAUGUGGAGUGACUCUGAGCAACAAACACAGGAAGAGACAGACAAUGACUGGAAACUGGAUGUCUCAAAUGAAAAGUUGGAAAAAGAAGUCAACGACGAUUGGAUGCAAAUUGUUCGCAAUGAACAGAGAAAUCUGGAUUCGCCGAUUGUGGUUAAGAUGAAUUUGGACAACUCCAUUCCUUCAAACAUUCCAGAGAUACUUGAACAGCAACCAAAGACGCGAACUGAAAGUAGCGCGUUUUAUGAUAAGAACAUUUUCAUUCAUUCAGAAUCAUGGUCCAACAAGGAUAAUCACAUGGUCAUCAUAGAUAGCGAUUGUCUGAAACCCAAGGACGAUACCCAUUUGCCAGUCGAAGAGAAACAGGCAUUGUCUGUGUCAUGGAAUGUUGACGAAACUGACCAAAUCAAAGGAAAUUUCGCUGUCAAUGACUUCGUCCGUGCUGACGUGAGCCCUGCACGUAGAGAAUCCGUCGAUCAGUCCAUAAGUAGCAACAGCGACGCAGAAGCGUGCUGUAGUUCUCAGAAAGUCUUGGAAGAUGCCAGCGAGGCUGUAACUACCUGUAACAGCAGAUCAGAAGAUGUGAGUGACGUCAGCAGUUUCGGGAACAGUCCUAUGCACGGUGAAUCGUUCUUGAGGAGAAAGUUCAGGAAAUCGAAUAGUCCGCAGGCUUUCACGGAAGGCAACGACGUGUAUUCGCACAAGCUCACGAAGCCGCAGCUGUACAGCAUCAGGAACAUCGUGAUCGUUGUCAUGAAAAGCGACAGUGGAUUCUGCUUCAGCGGCAAGCUGUCGAUGAAUGUGCUGUACGGCGCCGUGGAGGUGUACGGUGCCAUAUUGGACGCGUCCAAGCCUGCCACGGAGGUAUAUUCGCCGAAGGGAUACAGCAGCGUCUUCGUCGAGAGCAGCGAACAUUUCCCGGAAGGUGACGUCGAGAACAUAUGGACGGCGCUGUCCGCGGAAGGCGUCACUCGGGACUCGGAGAGCAAGCUGCAGGAGGUCAUCGACAAGGUCGAACCGGGAACAGCCGUGUUGGUGUUGCGGAAUCUCGAGAACAACCUGACACUCUUCCUGCAGACUUACUUUCCGCUGAAACUGUUCCCGAACGUGAAGAACCCUGGCUACUACUCCUGGAUGGAUCACCAGCGAGCCGAGAUAGUGCUGCAGGCGCGCCUGCACGACCCCACUCGCAAGCGACUGAUCGUCGAGCCGUGCAUCAUCACCGAUAUCGUUAACAGGAUGUUGGCGCUCUGGAGAGCGAACGAAUGGUCUUGCACGUUGGUCGCUGGAGGCAAGAGCGUCGGCAAGUCCACCAGCGCGCGCUUCUUGAUCAACCGGUUGCUGCACACGUGCGGGAAGGUGGUCCUAGUGGACGUGGACCCCGGCCAGGCGGAGUGCACGCCGGCCGGCUGCAUCUCGUACAGCCUGAUCGAGCAGCCGCUGACCGGGCCGAACUUCACACACCUGCUGACGCCGGCUUACCAACUGUUCAUCGACGAGAUCAACGUCGCACAGUGCGUCACGCGCUACUUGGAGGGCGUGAGGAUGCUGGUCGACCGGCUGAAACGGUGCCCGGUAAUGUCGCGUCUGCCGGUCGUCGUCAACACGAUGGGCUUCACACGCCACAUCGGCUGGGACCUAGCGAUCGUCACGGUGAAGCUCGUCAGGCCGUCUUUUAUCCUGCAGAUUUUGUCGAGGAAGGGGAACAACUACGCGGACUUGCUGAGCGCGGACAUCGUGAAUAAACAGGAACGCAAGUGGGAAUUUUGCAACGAGACGUUCGUCGACUGGAAUAGACCCUGUGAUCACAAUUUAUGCGUGAUAUACUCGAACGCGGAAAAUAAAGGCACGUGGAGAUCGAACGAGUUGAACUUGGAGCCGUAUCAGCAACGCGAGCUCGUAAUGAUGUCUUAUCUCAGCAGAAUCAUACGCGAUGAUUAUAACGAUCCCUUCCAACACAGCGUGGGUUUGCCGUUCAGCAUCAACGAGGCGGUACCAUACAAGACGUUCUUUUCCUCCCUGUGCAUCAUUCCUCAACGAUUAUUCGGCGUACCAGCCUCGCACGCCCUGAAGGUCAUCAACGGUAACAUAGUGGCACUGUGCGGUAUAGACUUGACGGAGGAGGAGUCUUCGCAGGAGCCCAACGACGCAUCCGGCCCCAGGGUGCUCACGCAACGAUCACCUUUGUGCACCUGCUACGGAUUUGGAAUAAUACGAGGUGUCGACAUGGAGCAGCAGGAAGUUUUCAUCAACACUCCGCUGCCCAUAUCGAUGAUGCAGCAUGUCAACUGUUUAGCGGGCUGCAUCCCUGUUCCGCCGGUUCUGUUGCAACUGAGCCCGGGCACGCCGUACGUUGGCGGGAACGCAACGCUGCCGACGAGUCGCGAACCCCGCAAGGGCUACUUUCGAAUGAAAUAUCGAAAGAGUCUGAGCAACUCCUGACGAGACACGGAGUUGCGUAAACGUAUGGUGAAACAGCGCAAAUGCCACACGAGCGUUGCGGCUCCGAGACGAAGGUACCCCGCAAGUUUUUUACACGUAGUACUCGCUGCGGACAUGACGGCGCAUAAGCAGGCCGAGUGCGUCGAAACAACAGGAGGAUGCUGACACCGGACAAUAUUUCUUGCGGUUGUGUCAUAUAUGCCUUAACAUCGCACUUAUUACACUCAUGUGAUCUGCAACCUAUCUAAAUGUAUAAGGCGUAUCGGAGGAUAUUUGUACAGAAAAUCGUGAGAAACCCGAAAAAUAUACGCAGGUGUUUCAGAACCUAUGGGACGAAUUUCAGGGGGUGUUAGGUCUCACCAAGAGGAUCGAUUUUUGUCGAGGAAUCCGAUACGUUUUUAAGAAGCUACGCGCAUCGUUGCUCGGACCGUCUAUGAAAUGGGCGUUCGCACAACAGCACUAAUCUACAUCUUUUGAUUGUAGUUUUGAUUGUAGUUGUUUCUUAAAAUUUCAUUUUGAGUUGCAAUGUCACAUGGAUGUAAUAAAUGUAAUAAAUAUGAUAAAUGUGAUCAAGUCAAGGCAGGCAUUUGGAGCACUUUCUGUAAUAAAAUGUGCGAAUAAAAUAAAAUAAAGCAAAAAUAAAAUCAAAAGACGUAGAUUAGUUAGGCGUCAUGCACAAUGUUCUUUAGCGACUGGUUGCUUAUCUCACAGGCGGUUUGAACAAAAACGUCGUUAAAGGGGCGUCGGAAGACGGGUUUUUUUUUUUUUACAAAAACUGAUUCUCUUGUUGAAACCUACCACUUGUUGAGAUUUGUCCAUGAGAGUCCUGAAAUAAUCUGCAUAUAAAGAUAUAUAUAUAUAGGGUGUUCCAUUUUAAAUAAUGACCUCAAAUAUCACUUGAACAAUCCAUUUUAAAGAAAAGUGAUCCAUAUAAAAGUUGGAGAAUUUAAAAGAGUCUAUUUAUCGAUCUUAUCAAUUUGACCUUUAGUGGAGUGUCAAGAUCAAAGAAAAGUCAAUUUCAUUUUUUUUCUACGAAAUCACAUGAUUUUUUUAACACAAGCCAAUGCCUCUAUUCGUUCUGUAUAUAAAAGUAGUAGGAUGUAAAAUUAUUACUAAGAUUAUCAAAAAGUGAAUACUUUCCGAUAAUAUACGCAGAAUGAACGUGAAAAUAAAUUUUUAUCGAGAAAAUUAUGAUUCCUUAAAAAAAAAAUGAGGUUGAUCUUCAUUUGACUUUGAUGCUUCUAUCCAAGAUCGAACUAAUAAGGUCAGUAGAUAGUUCAGUUUUAAACUCUUCAAUUUUCAUAUGAAAAAUUUUUCUAUGAAAUGCUUUGUUCAAGAGAUAUCUGAAGUCAUCAUUUAAAAUGGGGGACACCCUUAUAUAUUAUAUGUAAUUAUAUAUAAUAUAUAAAAUAUAUAUUGGGUUUGUUCGAUAAGUCGUAGGAGAUUUUUUAUGAAAAAUCCAAAGAAGGAAAUACUUUUAUAGUUUAACAAUUUUUCUUUUAUGUUGGAAACUUUUGACCAUCGCAAAAAAACGACCGAUACAUUAUUAAAAAACAUUAUACCUAAUUAUAGCAACAUCGAUUUUGAAUUUUCCAUAAAAAUUCCUACAAACUUGUCGAACAAUCCAAUAUAUAUAUAUAUACAUAUACAUACAUAUAUAUAUAAAUAAUAUUUUAAUACA
Dinoponera quadriceps is the source of this 4561-nucleotide messenger RNA. RefSeq names its product polynucleotide 5'-hydroxyl-kinase NOL9. NCBI's taxonomy places the organism in Eukaryota, Metazoa, Arthropoda, Insecta, Hymenoptera, Formicidae. Gene Ontology annotation, biological process: cleavage in ITS2 between 5.8S rRNA and LSU-rRNA of tricistronic rRNA transcript (SSU-rRNA, 5.8S rRNA, LSU-rRNA). The record is from RefSeq and is a predicted model, not a curated record. Gene Ontology annotation, molecular function: polynucleotide 5'-hydroxyl-kinase activity. Gene Ontology annotation, cellular component: nucleus. The transcript has 8 exons. The coding region runs from base 118 to 2880 and encodes 920 amino acids.